UCCCUCCAUAUCAACCGUCCUCUCCGAUCUCCUACAACACUCAAGAUGUUCCGAACUGCCCUUCUCAGAUCAGCACGCAGUGCUACCAGCCAAGUCGUGCGAAGAACCGGGGCAAUUGCGCGCCCUGUCGCUCCCAGCUCUUUCGUCACCAAGUCCCAGUUCGCCCCGUCUGCUUUCCAAGCCGCGAGAUGUUACUCUGCUGCCUCGGGCCUGCAAAAAUCUGAGGUCGAGGGCCGGAUAGUCGACCUGUUGAAGAACUUUGAUAAGGUUACCGACCCGUCGAAGCUCUCGCCCACCUCUCACUUCGCGAACGAUCUUGGUUUGGACAGCUUGGACACCGUUGAGGUUGUGAUGGCUAUCGAGGAGGAAUUCAGCAUUGAGAUCCCAGAUAAGGAGGCGGAUGCCAUCCACAGCGUUGACAAGGCCGUUGAAUAUAUCCUUGCACAGCCAGAUGGGGAGUUGUUUGAGAUGAGGGUAGGGGACGGGGGAGAGGCAUGGCCAUUGAACGACGGUCCGCGGGGGGUUCUGUAAGACUCGACAUGCCCAUAGAGGGAUAUUGAAUCUAUGCGCUUGUAAACAAUUAUUAGACCAUCUUGCUCUGCAUCUUGGUGUCCUUUUGAAUAUGGCAUUGUGAAGGCUUUCCCAAAAGCACUCCUCCAUCCCCGUGUCAAAACUUUAGCCUCGCCCAGGAAGCGCAC
Amorphotheca resinae ATCC 22711 is the source of this 698-nucleotide messenger RNA. RefSeq lists its product as hypothetical. Gene Ontology annotation, cellular component: mitochondrion. Lineage: Eukaryota; Fungi; Ascomycota; Leotiomycetes; Helotiales; Amorphothecaceae. Gene Ontology annotation, biological process: fatty acid biosynthetic process. Gene Ontology annotation, molecular function: acyl binding; acyl carrier activity. Bases 46 to 531 code for a protein of 161 amino acids. The transcript has 6 exons. The record is from RefSeq and is a predicted model, not a curated record.